Messenger RNA from Onychostoma macrolepis, 4240 nucleotides. It is a transcript of the gene slc9a7, whose product is annotated as solute carrier family 9 member 7. The record is from RefSeq and is a predicted model, not a curated record. The transcript has 17 exons. Gene Ontology annotation, molecular function: sodium:proton antiporter activity. NCBI's taxonomy places the organism in Eukaryota, Metazoa, Chordata, Actinopteri, Cypriniformes, Cyprinidae. The coding region runs from base 100 to 2259 and encodes 719 amino acids. Gene Ontology annotation, cellular component: membrane; recycling endosome. Gene Ontology annotation, biological process: regulation of pH; proton transmembrane transport; sodium ion transport.
GAGCCGCGGUCUGGUCUGAUACCUCUCAUUACUGCCUCCGACUCUACCUGACGCAGCUGAAGCAGUGAGUGAGGAAACCCGCCACCAGCAUCCUGCACCAUGGAGGCGGCCACAGCACCAAAGCCAUGGACAUCAUAUGCACUCGGAGGACACAGCUCAGUGUUUCCUAUUUUAACAUUCAUUUUAAGCCAGUGUUGUCGGAUAAGAGCAGAUGACGGCGGCAUGGAGGAACUUGCCACGGAGAAAGAGGCAGAGGAAAGUCACAGGCAGGACAGCGUGAAUUUACUUACAUUCAUUUUGCUUUUGACACUCACUAUCCUCACAAUAUGGCUCUUCAAACACAGAAGAGUGCGCUUCCUGCACGAAACGGGACUGGCUAUGAUAUACGGUCUGUUGGUGGGUGUUAUUUUGCGGUAUGGCAUUCCCUCCACCAGUUACCAUAAUAAAACUCCUCCGAGUUGCACCCUGCAGGAGGGUCCUGUCAGCACGGUGCUCCUCAACGUUAGCGGAAAGUUAUUUGAGUACACACUCAAGGGGGAGAUCAACCUUCAAGAAAUCCACAGUGUGGAGCAGAAUGACAUGUUGCGCAAGUUGACCUUUGACCCAGAGGUGUUCUUCAACAUUCUGCUACCUCCCAUCAUAUUCCACGCCGGAUAUAGCCUCAAAAAGAGACACUUCUUCAGAAACCUAGGAUCCAUCAUAACUUAUGCGUUCCUGGGCACUGCCAUUUCCUGUUUUGUCAUUGGAAACCUCAUGUAUGGCGUGGUGAAACUGAUGCAGGUUUUGGGUCAACUCACUGACAAGUUCUACUACACAGACUGCCUCUUCUUUGGUGCCGUAAUAUCUGCCACGGAUCCAGUCACAGUGCUUGCGAUCUUUAAUGAGCUUCAUGCUGAUGGUGAUCUCUAUGCACUGCUGUUUGGAGAGAGUGUCAUGAACGAUGCAGUCGCCAUAGUCCUUUCAUCAUCUAUUGUGGCGUAUCAGCCUGCAGGAGCCAACACACACACAUUUGAUGCCUCUGCCUUCUUCAAAUCGGUGGGCGUCUUCUUGGGCAUCUUCAGUGGCUCUUUUGCUAUGGGUGCAGUCACUGGAGUAGUCACUGCCCUCGUGACAAAAUUCACCAAGCUACACUGUUUCCCUCUGCUGGAGACGGCUCUGUUCUUCCUCAUGUCUUGGAGUACUUUUCUACUGGCUGAAGCUUGUGGAUUCACAGGUGUUGUCGCUGUGCUGUUUUGUGGAAUCACACAGGCCCAUUAUACCUACAACAAUCUCUCUGAGGAAUCAACCAAACGCACUAAACAGUUGUUUGAGGUGCUGCACUUCCUAGCAGAGAACUUCAUCUUCUCAUACAUGGGCCUGGCGCUCUUCACCUUUCAGAAUCACGUCUUCAGCCCCAUUUUCAUAUUUGGAGCCUUUAUAUCCAUCUUUAUCGGCCGGGCCUUGAACAUCUAUCCUUUGUCUUUCCUGAUUAACCUGGGCCGAAGACACAAAAUCAGGGGAAACUUUCAGCACAUGAUGAUGUUUGCAGGGCUGCGAGGGGCAAUGGCAUUUGCUCUGGCUAUCCGUGACACCGCCACAUACGCGCGGCAGAUGAUGUUCACCACGACCCUGCUCAUUGUGUUCUUCACAGUUUGGGUGUUUGGAGGAGGCACCACGCCAAUGCUGUCCUGGCUACAUAUCAGGGUUGGAGAGACGUCUGCUGCAGAGAAGGAGAGGCUGCGUAGACUGUGGAAUUACGUCAGAGUUGGAGUGGACCCUGACCAAGAUCUUCAGCCAUGUGGGGACAGCUUCCAGGUUCUUCAGGGAGAUGGAACCCAGUCAGAAGGACAGAGCAAGACCAAGCAAGAGAGCGCCUGGCUUUUUAGACUUUGGUAUACUUUUGACCACAAUUACCUAAAACCUAUCCUGACCCAUAGCGGUCCCCCUUUGACCUCUACUCUGCCGGCCUGCUGCGGUCCUCUGGCUCGUUGUCUGACCAGCCCCCAGGCCUAUGAGAACCAUGAGCCGCUGCGAGACAAUGACUCAGACCUCAUCCUGAACGAAGGAGACCUGACGCUGACCUAUGGUGACACAGCCAUCACAGCCAAUGGGGCCUCGUCCUCCUCUGGCCCCGAAGGAUCAGGCGGCAGCUGGGGUGUGAACGGCAAACGCAGCGACAGCACGUCAGAGGAUGCUCUGGAGCGAGAACUGGACACGCGUGAACAUGAGCUCUUGAGCCGCGGCACACGUCUCGUUUUCCCCAUGGAGGACCACGCUUGACCCCGCCUCCCAAACCUUAAACCACGCCUCCCUGCGCUCCAUACCUCCACUUUUCUUGCACAUUAAUCCAUCGGACCACCCACGACCCCUCCAAAGAUCUCAUGCAGGGGGUCUUAACACUCAAGGGAACCGAAAGAUGGAGAUCAGGAGGGUUUAUUCUCAGAGAAACGGAGGCGACAUAAUUGAUGCUGUGGCAGACUCGAUUCUGAGUCUGCUCCUGAAAAUGUGAUUUGUGGAAGAAAAAAUAUAAAAAACUGUAUAUCAGACAGCUUUGGACACUGAUUGUCCUUAUGAUGAGGGAUUGAUACUGAAUGGUCUCUGCUGCCCUAAACAUUCACAUUCAUACAGUCUCUCACACACACACACUGCCCGCCUCAUAUUAACAUUUUAGCUUAAUCAUUUUUUGUUUUCUGUUAGCAUUGCUGCUACAAACUGGAAAUAUGAUUGACAAAUAUGAUUGAGCCAGUAUUUUAGUUUUGUAUGAACAGCCAGUAUUUAAUUUGCAUUUAAAUGCUCGUCUUUCCCAUCAGGCGAAUAAGCAAGCAGCUCAUAAUGUUUGUAAAUAUUCCAUGGCAGUGGUGCUUGUGAAAGCUCACAAACACAAUGGCAACAUUGACAUGAGUGCAUGCUCAUCUCAUGACUGCAUACGGGAACCUUGUAAUACUUAACUCUAGUGAGUUGGAGUUUACACUUCCUGCAGUAUCUUGGUUGUAUGAACGCCAAAUUGACGUGCCGGUCGCUGUAAAUAUGAAUGUUGAUCUGCACAGCCGUGAGACUUUUUUUUUUUUUUUUUUGAACAGCUGGAUGCAACCAGAGUGUAUGAGCCGUGCACUUUAGCUGCAGCUGAGCUGCAGUCCUUGCAUGUUUUGCUUUAUUAUAUUAGCAUAUUAACCACUUGCACACUCGCAGCCAGAAUUUGAGAUGCAGAACGGUGUAAUUAUCAAGGAGUCUUCAGAUCUGCAUCAAACAUUCCUUUUGCGCCUCCUCAAAUUAGAAUGUUCUUGAAGGUGGAUUUUUCCACGUGUACGAGUUGCUGCUAUAUAGCAGUCGGCGAUUCUGAAAUCAGGAAUCUGGUGUGUUGACCCGGCUGUUUGUGUGUUCAUACAGUAACCGGGUGGCCUUGUGCCAGUAACCGCCAAUGCGCAUUCCUUCCAUCCUCCAUGUCUAGAAAUGAAUCAUGUUAAUGAAUGCAAGUCUAAAGUCCGAGAGUUUAGUAAAUAACUAACUUACAGAUGUUGGAAAUAAGUCAUCAUUCAUUCCGAUUUAUACUCGACACAAUAAACUAACUUUGCACUCUUUCCAUUCAGUAACCUUUACAACGGUCUGCACUUGCGCCUGUCUGUUUGCUUGAGGUGUGCGAGGAAAUGCAUCACUUCAGCGUAAACUAGUUCAACAUCUGAUCAGAACAUAAAUGUGAAUCAAGGAGAUUUGCACUAUUUAUGUGGAGUUUCGGCUAGCACAUGAGCCUUGCGGGCUUCAUGGCAAUCGCGGUUUGAGGUGCAGAACCUUAAACUGGCUGUAGCAAAAGACUGAAUUCACAUGUAAUCCGGCUAAGAAGUCACUCCUCCUCUGAAUGACUCUUUCAACCUGUCUGAUAGCUUUUUUUUUUCUGAACAUACUAUGGUGGACUUGUGUGUACCUUCAGGAUAUGUAUCUCCCUCCUGUAGCAUUCAUCUUUUACUUGCUGUUCUGCAUGUCAGUAUAUAAACAAACAACAAAAAUCCAUAAUCAAGCUGCUGUUUUUUUGUCUGUGAUGUAUGAAACACCAAAACACUCAGUUUUCCCAUUUGAAUCCCUAUUAAGAUUCACUCAGCCUGUUAAAUAAUGUGGGAAAAAAACUGUGGUAUGGAUUGUAGUUUAUCAAUUGUACGUUUACAAAAAAAAAAAGCCAAUGUAUCAGUGGGCUACAGUAGCAAUACCCAAGUAAGGUAUUUGAUUUAUUUUAUAUGUCAUUAAAUAAUAAGAAUAAUAAAACGAGAAA